Messenger RNA from Capsicum annuum, 1127 nucleotides. RefSeq names its product 50S ribosomal protein L19-2, chloroplastic. The transcript is spliced from 5 exons. Gene Ontology annotation, cellular component: ribosome. NCBI's taxonomy places the organism in Eukaryota, Viridiplantae, Streptophyta, Magnoliopsida, Solanales, Solanaceae. The record is from RefSeq and is a predicted model, not a curated record. The coding region runs from base 262 to 927 and encodes 221 amino acids. Gene Ontology annotation, biological process: translation. Gene Ontology annotation, molecular function: structural constituent of ribosome.
AGUUAAAAGGGUAUAUUUAUUUUUUUCCUAUCUAAAAGCAACUACCGGAUACCCAACAACCCGACCCAUGAUUCUCAACCCGGAUGGACCCGAAUACCCAAAUAAACAAAGGCUAUUUCUGCAGAAAACAUCCUUAAUAGGAUAAGGCUUUCUCCUUCCUUCAACAAAAUUUCUCCAUUCCCAUGAAUCCUUCUUCCUUCACUUCUUAACACCAACAAAGAAAAAGAACCCUAAAUUUCCUCACUCUUCAUCCUACUUAAAAUGGGUUCCAUUGUUUUGCCUCAGGCAUUAUUUGUGGUUCCAAGAAACCCCACAAAGUGUAUUCCACAGAAGCUUUCAGUUUCUGCCUGUGUUUUCCGAACACCUUCUCAGUUGAAUGUAUCACUGUUUUCGACUUCUGGGUUGUGCUGUUCAAAGUGGGAAAGUCGCUCUUUUGUUGUUAGAGCUGAGGCUGAAUCCCAAGAAGAACCCGAAGUUGCUGAGACAGAGGUCCCCGAAGAAACUGAGGUUGAAGCUGAAGCUGAAGGGGCAGUUGCAGUUGCAACAGAGGAAAGGCCGGCAUUUAAGCCGAGAGUUAAGCUUGGAGAUAUUAUGGGGAUAUUGAACAAGCAAGCAAUCGAGGCAUCAGAUACUGUGAGGCCUACACCAGACAUUAGGACUGGUGACAUUGUUGAGAUUAAAUUGGAAGUCCCAGAGAAUAGGAAGAGGUUGUCUAUAUACAAAGGUAUAGUGAUAUCAAAACAGAAUGCUGGUAUACACACGACGAUUCGCAUCAGGAGGAUUAUUGCAGGUGUUGGAGUUGAAAUCGUGUUCCCAGUUUAUUCGCCAAAUAUCAAGGAGCUCAAAGUAGUCAAGCAUCGAAAAGUCAGGCGGGCAAGAUUGUACUAUUUGCGCGACAAGCUUCCUAGGCUCUCAACUUUCAAAUGAGAGAGCCCUUUAGCUGGCAGGCUAAAAUGCUGCUAUAUUAGAGUGGCAACAAGAAACACAAGUCCAUGUAGCUAUAUUUGGUUUCUCUUAAGGUCUGAAUAUUGCUGUUCCUUUCUCUUUUGGCAAUUGAAAGUUUUUCAAAUGUAAUUUACAUCAGACAUUGUUGAAUAGGUUUUAUUCAUUCUUUUUUUGUGUAGUCA